Molecule: messenger RNA, 2300 nt
Organism: Microbotryum saponariae
Lineage: Eukaryota; Fungi; Basidiomycota; Microbotryomycetes; Microbotryales; Microbotryaceae
Source: the annotation of a GenBank genome assembly
AUGUUCUUGCGCAAGAACAAAGCCCAAAAGCACAAGCACCUCCCUUCCGAAACGUCCCUCGCGAGUUCGGUCGAAGCAGCAGGCGCGCAAGCUGCGGGGCAACCUCCUCCUCCUCCUCCUCCUCAACCCGGAGCAGCAGCAGCAGCCGCAGCAGCAGCAGCCGCAGCAGCCGCAGUGGGUACACCUACCCAACCCCAUCUGCAGCAGCCUUCCCAAGGGUCGACAACCGUUGGACCGACCAAGUUUCAGCAGUAUGUCCCGCAGACGAAUUAUGGUGUACAGGCUGCAGGAGGAGGAGGAGGAACGGCGGCGGCAAUGAUGCUCAAUGGCCACGGGCGAGGUUAUUCGAAUGGCAGUGGUGGUAGUGGUUCCGUAGGACCGAACGGCAUAGGAGGAUACGGGACAGGCACAGGACCAGGUUCGGGAUCGGGUUCGGGAUCAGGAUCGGUCUCGGGCUAUAAUAAUACGAUGCAGGCCAUCUUGGCCUAUUCGGGCACACCGUCCCCCGCUCCCGCCGCCGUGGGGCCAGGUCCAGUGUCGCCGCCGAUUUCGCAGCACCCACCGGGGCCGUAUUUGGUCGGCGAUGAGGAGUACAAGUUGAGUGCUCAGAGUGUCGUGACCGGGAAAUGGGGUACAUGGCUGAUCAUGGGUGUGAUUGUUCAGCCGGCUGUUGAAGAACUAUCGUCUCGCGCACGAGAGGAUCGAGGACCAGAGGCAACAGCUGUUGAUGCAAGAACGAUUGGUCAGUCUCGUCUCGAGCGAGAAAAGCACCUUGUGCUGAGAUAUACGACUUGGACACUCAGAACGCGUCGUUGCGCAAACACGUCUCGUUGCUCGAAGGUGGGGAAGUCGCUGACGCCGCGGCUUCCGUCGUCGGGACUUCGACCGUCGAUGAUUUCACCAUCAAAAAUAGCUCGUCAGGUGCGUUCACGCUUACCCCAGUCGGUCGAAACUUGUGCUGACCCUCAUGAUCAUGUUUCACAGGCCUCGAGCGCCGCAUCAACCGCUUCGCCGCCGACACGCUCAACUCGCGCGACUACUCUCGCAACCAACUCGCCUCGGCAAUCUACGCCGACCUCCCCAGCAUCACCCAAUCCCCGUUCCUCAACUCGAUACAAGGGUUCGAAGAUCCCGAAUCGGGGAUCAUUCUACAGAGUUUGAUUCGACAUGCACUGUCGAGUCUGUUGGCGGAUGGGAUUGUGAAUUCAUUGUUGGUCACCGAUUCAGAGGAGGCGAAUGAGGAAUUGACAAGGUUGCAUGCGACGUUGUUUGAACGUGAGUUUGUGGAAGGGGGGAGACGCGAAAGAGGUUACGCUUGAAGCGCUGAAGCUGAUUUGUUUGGACGCGAAUAUCAUUAUGGCGCCAACCUCACGUUAUAGGUGAACCGCUCGUCGCUUCCGUUUGGCGACGGCAAACCUUUUCGGCCUCGCUCACCCACCUCUCCGACCGAACAUGUUUCUCCCUCCUCUCACGCCACAUCCCUGCUCUAUCCUACCUCUUGAACCCAUCCCCAUCGCAUCUCUCCCCCUCUCUAUCGACGAUGUUGGCAGCCUUCCAUCUCUAUGCGAGGACGUUGCAUUCUUCGGCGACGGCGAUGGGAGGUGGAGGUGGAGUGGAGGGGUCGGGGUUUUAUAGGGCUUAUGUACCGCAGAUUGGGACGUUAUUGGAUCCGGGGAGGUUGGAGUUGAUCAAAAGGUGUUAUAGGACUGAGAGAGGUACGUUCGUAGUGACCGAAGCGGGGUGAGGGUUGCGAAGAAUGAGAACGAGAACGAGAAACGAGAAUGAGCGAGCAGAGCUGACUUGGGGUAUUCGAUCGUUACCCUCGUCAUUGCAGGUGAACCCGAACGCGUAGGAGCUUGCUUAUUCCCAGGGCUCGUUAAAGAAUCAGCCAUCGAGAACUCCCCCUUCACUUCACCCGAACCGGGUCCAACAACCGCAUCACCGAACUUGAACGACCGUUUGGGAAACGGAAUCCCUCUCACUUCCGGAAUGGGUCCUCCUGGGUUGGGAACGGCCGUUUCGAGUCCUAUGACUCCGGCGACGAAUGGGGGGAGUUCGGUCGGGAUGAGUAUAGCGGGGAGUAGAGGGUUGGGAACUAGCUCGAGGCGGGAGACGAGGAUCGUGGUCGUGAGGAGGGCGCAGGUGAUUUGCGAGUUGAGUUUCGGCCGUCGUCGAUGAGGGGGCUCGGCUACAGACCAGACCCGAUUCGAAAACUGAUGAGGACUUUGGACUCAUUCUUUCCCUUCGUUAGGUGCGCACUCGCUGCCGCCCAUACCGUCUCCAUCUCGGCACAGAACUGA